GUUAGAGAGUCACAAAAGCAACGGAAUGUGUCUAAGCUACGCAAGCCAGUAGUUAAAGUCAUUUCUCUUUUGAUGGCGGUAUGUGAUGUAGUUGUGAGCAACCUGACGAUCAUCUAUGUAGCAGUGAUCGCGUGCGUUAAGGCAUACGGGCUUAUUGUGUGUGGUCAAAGCUUCGGCGGUGGCUUUGUGGUGAUUGUGUCCACCACCGUAGUCGCUUUUAUCCUUGUGGCCACACUCACUUGGGACGUGUCGCGUAAAGCCACGUGUCCUUUCAGCCGCCAUCAUGCUCAGAGCCUAAUUAACCAUCAUGACCAUGAGAUGUGCAAGGGAGGCAUAUGCUGGCACGGCGUCGCGGUUAGAUCCCCAGCUUCUCACAUCCGUUUCAGACUCCCCCAGCAGAUUCCUUAUGCGGCUUUCUAACACUUCAGUUUCCAAAAUUCAUAAUACUAGUAAAGUGAAGGAUGUUAUAAUUAAGAGUGAUAUGAAUGUGGUGCCUGUUGGAUGAAGGAGGAGGGAGCAGAGUGGGUAGAGUCAUUGGUUGGCGGAGGUGAAAGGUGUGAUCACUUCUUCUUGGUAAUAUACAUGUGGAUUUUUGGUAAUUGCUCUUCACUCUAUUGGCCGAGUAAACUUUGUUUUCUCACGACGAACAUUGUGUACGACUUGAUUUUAUUUAUUUAUUAAUAUUUUCACUACGGACAUGUUAAUAUUAUUAUUGCUUGUCGGAGUGAUGGGAAAAUGAAAUCUACACCUGGCUGGCUAGAGGAGUGAAGGGGGACCAUACUGGAUGAAUAUAUCUAGCGCUUUUCGUAUAAUAUCUCGUUCCUUAAGUAGCCAGCGAGUACACUAUAGUCAGUGUAUUAUAUUAGAUAUUGUGUAUAACAUUAUAAG
Arachis stenosperma is the source of this 888-nucleotide messenger RNA. RefSeq lists its product as uncharacterized. The record is from RefSeq and is a predicted model, not a curated record. The transcript is spliced from 2 exons. Bases 73 to 420 code for a protein of 115 amino acids. NCBI's taxonomy places the organism in Eukaryota, Viridiplantae, Streptophyta, Magnoliopsida, Fabales, Fabaceae.